AUGGAUGGUGCAAAGCCUGUCUGUACUCCUCUUGCAUCCAAUACAAAGAUAGUGCGAGUCGGAAGCAACAAGUUUGAUAAUCCAACCAUGUACAAAAGUGUUGUAGGAGCUCUUCAGUACCUUCAUCUUACUCGACCAGAUAUUGUUGUUGCAGUUGCAAAAGUUUGCCAAUAUAUGCAUGAUUCGUAUGAGGAACAUUGGGAAUUAGUGAAGCGAAUUCUUCGUUAUCUGAAACACACAGUUGAAUAUGGUCUGGCAAUACGAAAACCAACUGAUUUAUCACUACAUGCUUAUUCUGAUAGCGACUGGGAAGGCAAUUUAGAUGACAGAAGGUCAACAAGUGGAUAUUGUAUCCACUUUGGUGGCAAUUUGAUAUCAUGGAGUGCAAGGAAACAACGCACUGUGUCUAAAUCAAACACUGAAGCUGAGUAUUGA
This is a messenger RNA of Papaver somniferum (opium poppy), 435 nucleotides long. RefSeq lists its product as uncharacterized. Lineage: Eukaryota; Viridiplantae; Streptophyta; Magnoliopsida; Ranunculales; Papaveraceae. The transcript has a single exon. The record is from RefSeq and is a predicted model, not a curated record. Bases 1 to 435 code for a protein of 144 amino acids.